Messenger RNA from Aaosphaeria arxii CBS 175.79, 1876 nucleotides. RefSeq lists its product as uncharacterized. The transcript has 5 exons. The record is from RefSeq and is a predicted model, not a curated record. Lineage: Eukaryota; Fungi; Ascomycota; Dothideomycetes; Pleosporales. The coding region runs from base 217 to 1632 and encodes 471 amino acids.
ACACACCCACUCCCACACCCACCACGUCUCAACAUCGCCGACGCCCUCGUUUCUUUUGUUUCUUUUCUCACCACCCACCCAUCUCUCUAUCUAUCUAUCUCCCUUCACUAUUCCUGGUCUCCCAUCAAAGAGGCCGGCACGUGCCCCCUUCCCCCCAAACAAGUCGGGGGAUUGAUCGUCCCCGCUCUACAAUAAAGCUUCGAUGGCUGUCUUCCAAUGUCUCUGGCGGACCUCCUCUCCAAUACUCUGGUCUGGCGGCAGACUGCUCCAUACCUACCCGUCGCCUCUUUGUACGCUCUAGCAGCCGCUUCCAAGUCACUCCACCGCAUCGUGCAUCACUCCCCCGAAAGCCUCCGCUACCUCGACCUCUCCGCCGUCAAAUCACUCGCCGUUCCCUAUGAGCCAUUCGACGUCGGCGGCACUAGCUGGCGCUCUGAGCGCAUGGAUGAAUCUCUCACCGAAGACGAAUUCUACUCUGGCCCGCUCCGAGGUGCUUUCUCGAAGCUCAAUAGGCGACGCAUGCUCUCCAGUGUCCGCACCCUAGUCUUGGAUGGCUUGAGCGUACCUGCAGACCUCGUUCGCGAGAUUGUAGUUGGCGAUAAUUUCAAUGUCCGCAUCCUCUCAAUUCGGGAGGUCAAGAACUUGAACGAACGGAAGUUGAUGCAGGCAUUGCGAUAUGCUGUCCGGCCAACCCGCGCAGAAGACACACCCAAAGUCAAGGGCAUCUACUUCUUCGGGCCCCGAGACCCAAUUCCUACCCAGGACCCCCAGAACAAGAAGAAGCCUACGCCAUCCGUCAACCGGGGAGUCCUAGCCUCUCCAGGUGCACAAAUUGGCGCAGAGUGGAAUCAGAAAUCCUCCGAUGCGCUGAACGCUGUGUUGACACGGGCGCAAGACAAGUGGUACCAGCCUUCCGGCCGCAUGAUCGCCAAACGGCCUUCUCUCGAGUGGGCUGAGACACUGAAGGCUUGCGAAGGCAUCAUUGCAUUCGAUGCUGUCCUCUGCCGGGGACCACGACAUGAUUCCACCAAAGCAUUUGUGGGCAAUGACAGUAGCAAUCCGUCUUCAUUUCUGGCCCCAGCCAUUGCGACUGUAGCCCUGGGGACAGCAGGAUGUGAAAAUUGUCACGAAUCCCCGGAAGGUCCAGCCGUACCGGGCUACUCGCCAUCCUCAGAUCUCCCACUUCUCACACCUGUACCAUGCCAUUCGAGCACCGUACAAUCUGCACAGAAACCACACGCUACCCAUCAUUCCGAGCCACCUGUGUUUUUCGCGAGAUGUGAGGACUGCUUAAAGGGUCGCUGGUGCGAGCGAUGCAACAAAUGGUGGGACGAGGGCUGCUAUAUUGGAUCCAACAUUAGUCAACGCACCGAACUCCAACAAACUGAAUAUGCAGAGAACAUCCUGGCCGACGGAUCCACCCAUUUGAUCCAGAGGCAAACCACCAAGAUCAUUGGUGUUCAUCGAGACUGCUUUGGUUGCGGCCAUACGUGUAUCGAUUGCAAGGAUCUCUCCAUACGUCGAUGCGAACAUUGUCGGAAUGAAUAUUGUUUCGAAUGUAACGACUCCUCAUCAGCCACAAAGUGCGACUGGUGUAAUUACACUUCGCGAAGGACCGUGGAGAUGUAUUGAUGAGAUUAGGUCAAUUGUGACUUCAAAAGCGCAGCUCGCCGUUAGAUCAGGUAUCUUAGAGGAACUUUGCGAGCGAAUUAGCUUUCGGGCGUCAUUAGGCCAUGGUUGUAGGAGUUCUAUUGGUUUUUUGAUGGCGUUAUAUUUGUUACUCCGCUCUAAGCAUUUCACAUCGCAAGCAAGAUACCCCGCUUAUUCAGCAUCCAUUAUACAUAGGCUUGAAUACAUGAUAAAUUAUGAACUCGAC